AUGUCACCAGAUUCGAAACUCAUAGCUCCCGACGGUUCCGACUCUUCUGGCCUUUCUGAUGCUGACCUUCGUUCCCACCUGGCAAGUCAACAGUUAGUGAUUCAAGAUCUUGCUGCUCAGGUAGCAAAUCUCAGCUCUCGUUUGCCGUCGCUGAUGGUUGCUCCACCUUCUAGCAUAACUAGUGGUUCAUCUAGUGGUCAUAUGUCUGUUCGCCAUAAGCCGGCACCGGUUGAAUUUGGUCGUUUUAAUGGUGCACAGCCAGACGCUUGGAUCUUUCAGGCUGAUCGUUAUUUUGAUUUCUACGGUAUUAUCGCUGAACAUAAAUUGACCUUGGCUUCGUUUUAUCUUGACGGUGAAGCCUUGGAGUGGUAUAGAUGGCUCUAUCGUAAUAAGCAGUUGAGUGAUUGGCCUCGAUUCACAGAGAAACUGCUUAGUCGCUUUCGUCCUCGUCAUGUCCUUUCGCCAGAAGCUCGUCUGUCUAAGUUGAUGCAAACUUCUACAGUUGCAGACUUUCGGCGUCGUUUUGAAGCUGUUUUGAAUGAAACGAUGACGUUGCCUGAGGAGUUUUUGGUAGAAUGCUUUCUUUCGGGCCUUCGACCCGAUAUUCUAACUGCUGUUACUGCUCAUGAGCCCACACGGUUGGACCAAGUCAUUAACCUAGCCCAUAUUCAGGAGCAACGUAUUAUAGCUGAAAAAGGGCCGCCCCGACCCGCUUCUGCUCGGACCCAACCUUUGUUGCCUACGCCGACAUCCCAAUCAGCUCCAAAUGCGCCGACGACGCCCUCUAAUGGUCGUCUUCCCUUUAAGCGCCUAUCUCAAGCUGAGAUGCAGAGUCGUCGGGAAAAAGGGCUUUGCUUCAAUUGUGAUGAGAAGUUUUCUGCCGGCCAUCGUUGUAAGACUGGCCCUCAAUUGUUGCUUUUGUCAUAUGAGGUCGAGGAUCCUUUGCUUAUGCCGACGCCCGUGAUUGCUGAUGAGGUCCUCGCCGAGGAACUUCAAUGUUUGGAGGUUCAGGCUCACUCCACUAUUUCCUAUCAUGCCUUGACUGGCAGCGUUUCAGAUCAUGUGAUUCGUCUCACCGGACAUGUCACUGGUUCUCCGGUACAGGUGCUUGUUGACGGCGGUAGCACACAUAAUUUUAUCCAGUCCCGGGUGGCCAAGUUUCUCCAGCUCCCAGUGACGCCAGUCCCUAUUUUCUCUGUAGUGGUGGGAAGUGGACAACUUCUCAAGUGUGACGGUGUUUGUCAGGGUGUGCCAUUGACAGUUCAGGGAUCAACUAUUCAUUUAGAUUUCUUUGUGUUAGCUGUCCAUGGGGCUGAUCUGGUUAUUGGGGCAUCGUGGAUGGCUACAUUAGGUCCUGUGGUCACAGAUUAUGGGGCUCGUAUUUUUGAAUUCAACUAUCAUGGACAGCGGUACAGUUGGCAUGGCGAUCCACCAGAUGUGCAACCCAUCCAAUUGCAUAGCCUUCGUCGUUUAUCAGCUACUGAUGCCAUCUCUUCUUAUUUCCAUUUAAAAUUGGUGAAACCUCAGGGCCUUCCACCGGUGCGACCCCAAGAUCACACCAUCCAUUUGCUACCAGGGACGGAACCAGUGAAUGUCCGCCCAUACCGCUAUCCCUAUUUCCAGAAGAAUGUCAUGGAACAAUUAGUUGGUGAUAUGAUUCGUGAUGGGGUUAUUCGUCCCAGCACCAGCCCUUUUUCUUCGCCUGUUCUUUUAGUUCGCAAAAAUGAUGGCACUUGGCGUUUUUGUGUGGAUUAUCGCGCCUUGAACGCUGUCACAGUGCGUGACAGAUUUCCAAUUCCCACUAUCGAUGAGCUUUUUGAUGAACUUUAUGGUGCCCAAUUUUUUUCUAAAUUGGAUUUGUUAUCGGGAUAUCAUCAGAUUCGGGUCCGCUCAGGGGACGUCGAAAAGACUGCAUUUCGGACUCACGAAGGGCAUUACGAGUUCCUUGUUAUGCCAUUUGGUCUCUCCAAUGCUCCCUCCACAUUUCAAGCGACCAUGAAUGAUAUAUUUCGCCCGUAUUUGCGCCGCUUUGUAUUAGUUUUUUUCGAUGACAUUCUGAUUUAUAGUCCUUCUUGGACUGCCCAUCUUGAACAAUUACGGUUAGUCUUGCAAUUGCUUCAGGAGCAUAAAUUGGUUGCUAAGCGGUCGAAAUGUGUCUUUGGCCAAGCAUCUGUUGAUUAUUUAGGCCAUGUUAUCACUACCGCUGGUUUAGCAGUAGACCCAACCAAAAUUACGAUCAUUCAGCAGUGGCCUACACCUUUUUCUGUGAAAGAUGUACGGAGUUUCUUAGGGCUGGCUGGGUACUACCGUCGGUUUAUUCAUCAUUUUGCAUCCAUAGCUGCACCGUUGACUGACUUGUUACGUAAGGAGGCCUUUGUGUGGGCUGUACCCCAGCAGGCAGCUUUUGAUGCAUUAAGGCUUUGUCUCAGCUCCACCCCUGUUUUGGCGCUUCCGGAUUUUAGCAAAGCUUUCCAAUUGGAAACUGAUGCCUCCGGCGUCGGCAUUGGAGCUAUAUUAUCGCAAAAUGGCCAUCUAGUGGCCUUUUUCAGUCAAAAACUUAGCAAACGCAUGCAACAAGCUUCAACCUAUCACAGGGAAAUGUUUGCCAUCAUUCAAGCUGUUGGCAAGUGGCGGCAAUAUUUGUUGGGACGCCAAUUUACCAUCGUGACUGAUCAACAGUCACUUAAGAACUUGACCACCCAAACUAUCCAGACACCUGAACAACAAAAAUGGCUUAGAAAAUUGGUUGGCUAUGACUUCACCAUUAUCUAUCGACCUGGCCGACAUAAUGGUGUUGCGGAUGCGUUAUCUAGAGUUCCGGAUGUUAUUUACAUGGCACUCUCUAAGAGCGUUCCCACUCUUCUUACGGAAUUAAGACACCUUAAUACCAGCCAUACUGAGUUGCUUGCUCUAAAGCAAUCUAUUCUCACGAGCCCUACCUCUGUUCCAGCUUUGAUGGGUUAA
This is a messenger RNA of Solanum stenotomum, 2964 nucleotides long. RefSeq lists its product as uncharacterized. The transcript has 2 exons. The coding region runs from base 1 to 2964 and encodes 987 amino acids. The record is from RefSeq and is a predicted model, not a curated record. NCBI's taxonomy places the organism in Eukaryota, Viridiplantae, Streptophyta, Magnoliopsida, Solanales, Solanaceae.